UGCUACGGAACGUAUACACAGGCGAAAGGGAGUGCUCACGCAGGAUCUGUGCAAUGCCAGGCUUAUCUGAUUCACACCCUCGCCAUCCUUGGUACAAGGAACGACUCUGUAAAAAGUAUCUUAAUGACUCUGCGCGUAAAGCAAACCUUUCCGGGGCCCUGAACAGCCGUCAAUGGACCUUCUUGCCAAAAGGGGUUGAUGAUUUCCGUGAUGGCUAUCCCUCUUUUUCCGAGUGCACCCUCAUCCCAUCUAGCAAAGGACCAGCUCCAGUUUUGCAUAGUACAAAUUAUGAGAGUGAUCCAACUAAGAAUAAACCAAUCAAGAGAUUUACCAAAGAGCAGGCCUGCUUUUCCAAACUUCUUCCAUUGCAGCAAGCACGCAGGGAGUACAUAGCCCAGAUUGAGUAUGGCCUCACGCAGCACCCGCUUGCUCUGUAUCCUCAUCUGGAGGAGGGUCUUCCACCCAAAUUGUUUGAAGAAAUUGUGGACAUCCUCGACCCAGAGAUGAGAUUGAAAAGUGCAUCAGGAUCAUAUAAAGCGGAGGACGAGGAGCCAGAAGAGGAGCACAGCACUCCACAAAAGGAACAGCAGGAGGUGCUGAGUGUAAAGUCAAGGGAGGCAAGCAGCAGGCAUUCAGCUAUAAGUGAACAGUCCAGGCAGUCCAGGCAAAAAAAUCCCUACACAUGGCUUUCAAAAAAAGAGGAAUCGGAGAAAAACGAGAAGAAAGUCAAAAUAAAUCGCAGCUUGACUCCUGCAGUAGAUGAAAAUGUGAAACAAGUGACUAAGGAGUUCUGCGACUGGAUGUCUUCUUUGGGAGGUGAGCAGUGUAAUGUUACUGAAUCCACCAUCUCCAGCCUGUUUGCCAGUGGCUAUGAUACCAAGCCAGCCCUCAGUGUCCCGAUCCAUGUGGUGGAGCUAAACAAUGUUCCAGCAGAGCUGAGAAUGUCUGCGGGUCUCGCAUCGCAACAGAACACGUUGAAGAGUUCUCAGUCUACGCAUUUCAAACUUCAACACCAAUCUCACGAGUCCACAUACUGCCCUAGUUGGGUGAAAUCCAGAUACGGCGCUUGGUACCUUGAUCCCAAAACCUGGAAAAAAAUGAAAAUAAAUGAACCACUAAAGGAUCCAAAGGCUGAAGAGGUGGACCAAAACACAGAUUCAAAAGCAUGGUUAAGCCAAGAGGAUGAAGAUUUGUCACAACUCCACGGAGCUUUAGCAUUUAAUGAGUUCAUAGAAAAGAAAGGCUACCGGAAACCCGAGUUUCUCAUGAGAAUAUUUCCCAAAAAUGACGCCGGUGGAUCAGAAAAUGUGGUUACGAGGGAAUCCAGAACAGGCUCUUCUACAAGAAACACCUGGCACCGUUCUAGCUCUGCAUCCACCCAUGAAGAUAGUAUAAUAAACUAACAAUGCUAAGUUGACACUAAAUAAAUAAUAAAUAAUAAUAAAUUGAUAUUCGCAUUCAGACAUGUUCAAAGUAAUUACAGAUAGCUCACAGAUAAUUCAUAUUGUCUAUGCAUGGAUUAGUAGAGGUAUCUACUAAAUUCCAAAUCAGUUAUGACUUAGUUCAUCUGGAGCAAAAUGUAUGGUCAAACUUAGUGUCUGUCGAGCAGAGAACCAAUUGACGUUAAUGUGGAACUGGGGAAAAAAUGCAA
This is a messenger RNA of Spea bombifrons (plains spadefoot toad), 1651 nucleotides long. RefSeq names its product family with sequence similarity 47 member E (gene FAM47E). The transcript has 9 exons. Bases 54 to 1403 code for a protein of 449 amino acids. The record is from RefSeq and is a predicted model, not a curated record. NCBI's taxonomy places the organism in Eukaryota, Metazoa, Chordata, Amphibia, Anura, Pelobatidae.